Molecule: messenger RNA, 336 nt
Organism: Entrophospora sp. SA101
Lineage: Eukaryota; Fungi; Glomeromycota; Glomeromycetes; Entrophosporales; Entrophosporaceae
Source: the annotation of a GenBank genome assembly
AUGGAGGAUAUUUUAAAUAAUGUGGUAGUUUCUAAUACUAAUAAUAGUACUACUAUUGCAACAUCAGAUACACCAUCACCAACUACAUCACAACAGCCAACUGCAUCAGAUCUUCUUGUUAUUAAUAAUAGUAAUUCUCCUCCUUCAUCUGGUGGUGGUGGAAGUGCUAAAGAAUGUAGACGUAAAAAAAAAGCUUAUGUUGCUGAUCUUGAGGAAAAGGCUACACAUCUUGAAGAAGAAAAUGUUAAACUACGUAAAGAACUUGAAGAAUUAAAAGCUAAAGCUAAUUUAAGCGCCAUGAAAAUUGAUGAAAAUGUUCGAUUGGCUAAAGAAUAA